Molecule: messenger RNA, 1598 nt
Organism: Theobroma umbraticum
Lineage: Eukaryota; Viridiplantae; Streptophyta; Magnoliopsida; Malvales; Malvaceae
Product: GTP binding protein
Cellular component (GO): cytoplasm
Molecular function (GO): ATP hydrolysis activity; GTP binding; ATP binding
Source: RefSeq, a predicted model, not a curated record
UAUCUAACCCUCUUUCCCCAACACCAAAACCAAAAACCCGCCUCAGCACUCCACUCCGCUACUUCUCACAGCUGUGUGCAAAACCCUAGACCUCGAAGCUACUUCCAACUCCAAGCGAUGCCUCCGAAAGCAGCUAAAUCCAAGGAAGCACCAGCCGAGAGGCCCAUCCUUGGCCGGUUCUCUUCUCACCUCAAGAUCGGAAUCGUAGGAUUGCCAAAUGUGGGCAAGUCUACCCUUUUCAACACCCUCACAAAGCUUUCUAUUCCUGCUGAGAACUUCCCCUUUUGUACCAUCGAGCCUAAUGAAGCCCGAGUUAAUGUCCCCGACGAGCGCUUCGAAUGGCUGUGCCAAUUGUACAAACCCAAAAAUGAGGUUGCAGCUUUCUUAGAAAUUCAUGAUAUAGCUGGACUGGUUAGAGGUGCCCACCAAGGGCAAGGGUUGGGCAACAGCUUCUUGUCUCACAUCCGUGCAGUUGAUGGCAUUUUUCAUGUUUUGCGUGCAUUUGAAGAUUCAGACAUCAUCCAUGUUGAUGAUUCUGUGGAUCCUGUGAGAGAUUUAGAGACUAUUAGUGCAGAAUUACGAUUAAAGGAUGUUGAAUUUAUUGAAAAGAAGAUAGAGGAUCUUGAAAAGAGCAUGAAGAGGAGUAAUGACAAGCAGUUAAAAAUAGAGCUUGAGUUGUGUCAAAAGGUCAAGUCAUGGGUUGAAGAUGGAAAGGAUAUUCGUCUAGGGGACUGGAAAGCGGCUGAUAUUGAGAUACUAAAUACUUUUCAAUUGCUUAGUGCCAAGCCCGUUGUUUAUUUGGUUAACAUGACUGAGAAAGAUUACCAAAGAAAAAAGAACAAGUUCUUGCCGAAGAUUCAUGCUUGGGUGCAAGAACAUGGUGGUGACCCAAUCAUUCCUUUUAGUGGUGUGUUUGAGAGAAACCUUGUUGAUAUGGAACCUGAAGAAGCAGCAAAGUAUUGUGAGGAAAACAAGGUACAAAGUGCUCUUCCGAAGAUCAUCAAGACUGGCUUCUCGGCAAUUAAUCUCAUAUACUUUUUCACAGCAGGCACUGAUGAGGUGAAAUGCUGGCAAAUUAGACGGCAGACAAAAGCUCCUCAAGCUGCAGGAGCCAUUCAUACUGAUUUUGAGAGAGGAUUUAUUUGUGCUGAGGUCAUGAAAUUUGAAGAUCUGAAGGAGCUUGGCAGUGAGUCGGCUGUUAAGGCUGCUGGAAAAUAUCGACAGGAGGGGAAAACUUACGUGGUUCUAGACGGAGACAUAAUAUUUUUCAAGUUUAAUGUUUCUGGAGGAGGGAAGAAGUAAGGCAUACGACUUCUCACAACCCAAAGAGAGAGUACUUAAAGUGAGUGUGCUGUUGGUUAUGCAUCUAUUAUUUUGAUUUAUGAGCUUUAUCAUCCCUUAUGGCAUAGGGGUAGGAUGAAACUAUAUUUUCCAAAGUUCAAUACCUUUUAUGAGUUUGUAGAAACUUAUAGCCUUUGCUUUUAUGCAUCAUCACUUAAAUUAGUAUAACUUAUAAAUUUGCAGAAAGCCAAGUCUUUUGAAGGCUUGACAUACAUUGAUUGAUGUUGCAAACUUUGUGCCAUUUUUUGUGUAUUGUA